AAGAUUUUUAUUAAAUGCAUUGCUGUUUGUGAUUCAUAUUGCUUGCCGGAAGCUCGUCCUUGGACGGCCUGCUGGGCGGGAGAGCACGCCUGUGUAACAUGUCUUGAUAAAAAGAGGAACGGAAUGUUCCAGUAAGAUAGCCACAUACUGUUGUAUAGUCAUUUUUCUGAGAAGAGCGAAAAUACGCCGCCCUGUUGUGUGGGCACCAGUGACUAUAAAUGCACGAAUAAAAAGGUACACUGUGUGACUCUCUUCUGAGAUGCUCACCCGUGUACAUGUGAUUCAUUACGCUGUCUCAUUGUGUUUCUGUUUAUAUUUGCAGUCUGCGGUUUGGGAUUUUCCCUUAACAUUUCUUGGUCCUUCGAGCCGUAUGGGACGGGCUAUUUAAAGCAGCUCCCAUAAGAGGCACCUCACCAGAUCCCGUCGGUGCGAGAAGCCCACGUUGAAGUCUGUCGACAGCUCACGCACUAGGUGCGUGAUAAAGCCCAAGGACGUGAAUUCGGGUCUUGGCCAACAUUUUACAAGCGGUCCGCACCGUCGGGGGCUGAUUGGGUGCAUCUGAAGAUACCACCAUUAAGUAUCUUGCAGGUUGAAGCCAGGUGAUCGGGUCCGGAUUCGAGUUCUCCAUAGAAAGAAUUGGAGCUCGCCCCGCUGGGAAGGUCCCUACCAAGUGCUCAUCACCACACCAACCGCCUGUAAGAUAGCAGAGAGACCAUCUUGGAUUCACCAAAGCCACUGCAAGAAAGUGAGUGACAGCCCAGACUCAUAGACUCCAGCACCCCUACCUUCUGGUGAUCUACCUGGUGAAGAGAGGGCUGAUUGGGUAUAUCCCGCCCUCUACUUCUCGCCAGUAGUCUACUCACCCGAGGAUCUAGGUGUGUUUGGCUGUCAUGAAGACACUCGCCGUCCUAGCAGCUCCUGCUCCUAGCAGGACUCCUCGCACUUUUCGAGGACAAUAAAGAACAAAACACAAGCCAAACGUGCCGCCAGCUUUUCGGGCGUUGGCUAUCAGCAUAAUAAAAUCAUCAUCAACGAGACAAGCUCAUCUACCAUCUACUUGCUUAACUUCCUUAGUAUCUUUCAGGGACCACCCCAACACGAGAUAAUCACCAUUGAAGACGCUGGACUUGACAAUGGAACGUGUGAUCAACUUUUCUGGAUCAACUUCAACGUGACGAACCGGAACACAUCCAUUCACUUCCCAGUGUUCUUGGACCAAACCCCAGGGAAGAACCACUCCAUGUGCUACCGGCAAGACAACGGUAACAGACCGCUUGGAAACACCACUAAUUGUAAUCAGACCGCUGGAAACGGAGAAGGUGCCCCUGUGAACACGGCCAACCCCUCUAAUGGCACCUACUGGGUGCAAGGAAUGGCCUGGCUAUGUGGACAACGUGCUUAUUUCAUACUACCUCCAGGGUGGACCGGAGUUUGCGCUCCCAUCUUCAUCUCAGAUCACACCUUCAAAAUAACUACGGGAAACGCCACAAGGACCCGACGACGACGAGACGUCUCUGCAGUACAACCACAUGACCCUAUCUGGGGAUCAGAUGUUCCACAGGAAUUUAAGCUUUGGACAACCGGCCAGAAAGUGACCCACGCCCUGUUUCCCUGGGUAGGAGUCGGAAAACAUGCUUUACGAAUUGAAACUCUGGACUACCGUUUUGGACUGUUCCUGAAUGCAUCCUGUAACAUAAACGAUAAACAGAAUCAAGAAAUUGACGCUCUGCGCAUUGCAGUAAUGCAACACAGGGUGGCGUUAGACAUGAUCCUCGCUGAAAAGGGAGGACUAUGUGUCCUCUUUAACAACACAUGCUGUACAUACAUUCCAGAUAAUGUACACUCAUCCAAUAUGACUGAUGCUCUGAACACACUGAGACAACUCAGGGCUGCACAACAACAAGACUAUGUCACAAACACUGAAGAUUGGCUUACAUGGUUGAUAAGCGGCUCAUGGAAGUCCCUUUUGAUUAAAGGAUUAGUUUUUGUGGGAGUUUUACUGUUAUUGCUUUGCUGUUUUACCACAUGUAUUCUUCCCUGCAUACAGUCCAUGAUAAACAAGGUGAUCGCAGUCCGUGUACAGGCAUAUUUGACUUUGCCCAUGGACGAAGACGAAGAUGACCCUCCUAAAGAUGACUUAUCUAUGAUGUUGUAAUUGAUCUGUGAAUGACAUGCUGAUUAAAAAUGCCAAGCCAAGAAAUCAUGCAUAGAUAACAAACAGAUUGUUUAACUAUUAGAGAAGUCAAACAACAGGAGGGAAAUGUAAAAAGAUUUUUAUUAAAUGCAUUGCUGUUUGUGAUUCAUAUUGCUUGCCGGAAGCUCGUCCUUGGACGGCCUGCUGGGCGGGAGAGCACGCCUGUGUAACAUGUCUUGAUAAAAAGAGGAACGGAAUGUUCCAGUAAGAUAGCCACAUACUGUUGUAUAGUCAUUUUUCUGAGAAGAGCGAAAAUACGCCGCCCUGUUGUGUGGGCACCAGUGACUAUAAAUGCACGAAUAAAAAGGUACACUGUGUGACUCUCUUCUGA
This is a messenger RNA of Oreochromis niloticus (Nile tilapia), 2525 nucleotides long. RefSeq names its product syncytin-A-like. The coding region runs from base 1241 to 2155 and encodes 304 amino acids. Lineage: Eukaryota; Metazoa; Chordata; Actinopteri; Cichliformes; Cichlidae. The transcript is spliced from 2 exons. The record is from RefSeq and is a predicted model, not a curated record.